GAUGAAAAAAAACGGUCAAAACAAAGAAGGCAAAACUGAGCGAAUUCAAAAGGUCCGCAGUAUGUGGACACUUAUAAUAGAAGCGCUUACAUCUCUGAAAAAGGAAGUUGUGGAUUCUGUACUUGAAUGUUGUGUUGAUAAGUGCGUUUUAGAUGGAACUACUGUGGAUUUGCGUGUUCCACAGCCCUUGGUUCACAGAGUUGCAAAUGACGUACACCAACUUUGUACAGGAAAUACCUAUGAAGAUGGAAAACUGAAUUUCUUAACCAUCAUCCAGUUGUUAAAUGAAAGCCUGAGGGCACUAAGAGAUGAACGUUGUCAGUCGGAAUUAAAACAACAAUUUCAGGUCAUUGAAAAUAAGGUUACACUCAGCAAUAAAGUACUACAAGAGGCUAAAGCAAAGAGGCUAAAAAGAGAGCAACAACAUUGUGUGUUGAAUGCCUCUAUUUCUAGAGAACAGGAAGACUGGGAAGGGAAGUGGAAAAGCUUUCUUGGCCAGUGUCCUUUGAAUUUAAUCUUAGCUCAAGAACCAGAGCUUGAUAUAAGAACUUUGCUGCCCAGUUCUGUUAACCUUGCAGAAGAUAAUGAGGAUAGAGUCUUUCGGCAACACCUGACUUUAGAUUUUCGGGACUUUAUUAAUGAAGAAAGUUGUGAGGAACCUGAUAGGGCAUUGAGAACUAUGAUUUCAACACACCACGAGGAUGGUGAUCAACACCACCAGUCAACACCACCCCUAGGAUGUCCGACUUCAGUGCCUCUGGCGUUGUCAGAAGAACCUGAAGACAGAGACAUGUCCAUGGAAGAAAACUUGCCUAUUGAAACUUGCAAGGAAAAAGAAAAGUCUCUGCCUUCAGAGAUCUUGAAAAAUAGAAAGGACCAGCCCACAGUUUCAGAAAUGUGCGAGAAUUCAGGUGAUGAUGUUACCCAGGCAGAGUCUCCUGACAAAGAAGACAACCUUCUAAAGAAAGCUCAAGAUGAUCUGGCAGAAGAGGUUGCAAAAGCAGUGAUGUCCGAGUCGCCUCAGCGUGGUGAAGGAGAAGGAAUGGCAUUAAUAGAUCUCAUGAUGUCACUGGCUUCUAACCCAUUUUUAACAAGGAAACAAAUUCCCCGAACUCCAGAAAAUCUGCUUACUGAAAUUAGAAGCUCAUGGAGAAGAGCUAUUCAGACUGAGGGCUCAUCAGACGUAGAGCUGACCUCAACCGAAGCAGUGACAGAAGAAGCUCGAGUUGAUGGUAGACCUAUAAUGCAGAAAGUGUCAGAUUCUAGAUUCUGUACCACUGCAUCUUCUGUACCUGACCCUGAUUCUUUGUUGUCAGAUGCAAAGUCCCAAUUAAAUAUUACAGAACUGAGACCUUGGAAGCAUAUGACAGGAAGUCAGAUCGUUGGAGCUUCAAUUCUGGAAACAUUUGGAAUCCGAGAGGGUGAAAGAACUGAAGAACAGGAAUUAGCAUGUAUUGCUUUGGACAAAUGUAUUGUAGAAGAUUCAGAGGAACAAGAUUGUCAGUGUGUAACAAAGAGAAUGAAAGCACCAGAUACUUACUUGGAAAACAAUAGAACCAAGGUUUUUCCUUCAGACCAUUUUCGGUGUUCCUUAAUGGGUGGGACGUUGCACUGUGGUGUAUCUUCAUUGCUAAGCUCUAUCAGUCAUGAUGCUGCCUCUCUGAGGAUAAUGGAUGAGACCCUUCCAGAAGAACCUGAUAAUGUAGAUCCCAACAAAUCUGAAAGCUCAGAGUCUUAUUUUGAUAUAAUAGACAUGUCACAUGUUGCAGAUGGUUUGAAAAAUAAGGGGGAUAUUCAAAAGUUAAAGCUUUGUCGACAGUCCAUGUUGCACACACCUGAAGUGCUGGAAAAGACUACAUCAAGAAGUGAAGAGGAGCUGCAUCAAACACAUAGUGGAGGUGAAUAUGUCAGUUGUAGGUCAGACCUAAGUUUUUCACCACAAAAAAGAGAGAGAGAGAGAUUGUGCAGUCCUCUGGAACACUUCCGCUUGGAUGAAGAAUUUACCAGGACACCAACACCAGUAUCUCUUAAUGAAAAAAAAGUUUCGCUGACAUCUUUGCUGGUAUCCUGUCAACAUCUGGAUGAAAUGGCAUCAGCAGUACAUGAAAUACCAUUAGACUUACUACAUAAAUUACAGGAUGAAGAGCAGUUGAAUGAGAAGGCGGGCACAGAGGAACCAUCAUCAGGAUAG
Molecule: messenger RNA, 2191 nt
Organism: Eurypyga helias (sunbittern)
Lineage: Eukaryota; Metazoa; Chordata; Aves; Eurypygiformes; Eurypygidae
Gene: HAUS6
Product: HAUS augmin-like complex, subunit 6
Exons: 11
Biological process (GO): spindle assembly
Cellular component (GO): HAUS complex; mitotic spindle microtubule
Molecular function (GO): microtubule binding
Source: RefSeq, a predicted model, not a curated record